This is a messenger RNA of Microstroma glucosiphilum, 2240 nucleotides long. RefSeq lists its product as hypothetical. The record is from RefSeq and is a predicted model, not a curated record. The coding region runs from base 318 to 1925 and encodes 535 amino acids. Lineage: Eukaryota; Fungi; Basidiomycota; Exobasidiomycetes; Microstromatales; Microstromataceae. The transcript has a single exon.
CAAUCUCUCAUGAAUCACUGCUUCCACUUUGCCUUUCUCCUUCUGUUCCUUUUAGUCUUUCUAUUUUGACCAUUAGUCUCUAGUACUCCAAAACACUCUCUCUACGUCGCCCUUUCUUCAACUCUCGGCUGCCAUCGUGCGGGUCACGAAUCCUCCUUAGCUUACCCGAUCAAUCCUUCCUCUUCUUCUCGCCGAAAGCAGCUCGAGAUCUGAGACAUCCGCCGACUAUCCUAUACCAGUGCUCUAUCAACGGACCUUACCUCAUUAGCUUUUUUUUGGAUCUGCAACCUUCACCUCUUCCAACCACCCUGCCCACCAUGCUUGCCUCUUCCUCAGUUCUCAGCAUCUCCGCAGUCCUGGCUACCACGGCGGCCUUCCUGGCCGUCACUGCUGACGCCGCUGCCCACCAGUCCCCCUCAGGACUGACCCGUCGUCAUCGCCCUCCUCCUUCACGCUCAGAGCCUCACGCCCUCGAUCGCCGAGGUUCCGAUUCCACCAAUGCUACCUUUACCUCUCUGUGGUACGCCAGCUCUUAUACCAAUGGAGCCCAACCACCUGAAUACAUCUCCGGAGACACCGCUGGACAGACGGUGAUCAUCGGAGGUGCCAACGGCACAGACAACAACUCGCCUGUCUCGUCGUGCCCCAUUGCUUUCAUCGGAGGAUCCGCCGUUGGCGGGGAGGACACGACUGGAUGGCAAUCGAAGGCACAGGUCGUCGACUUUGACAUUGUCGAUCUUCCUCUGGACGACGGUGCAGUUCUGCCAUUCUACCUGGAGCGCAAAGACUUGACAAAGAUCAAAAGAAUGGUCGUCGUCUUGCAGGGCGCACCGCGCGACACCUGGAGGUACGCAAACUUGGCGAGAUACACCGGCCUGUGUGCCGUCUCCAAUGCGGACUACGACGUCAACUUCGAAGACUAUGCCGUGGCUGCCCCACUCCUUUGGAACACCGAUGAUCUCAGUGCUGGAGGUGCCUCUUCCAAUCAACUCGUCUGGAGCGGCAGUCAAUGGGCGACUGGAUCUAUCACCAAGGGUCCGGAUAACUCCUCUUACACGUCUUUUAAAGCCAUGGACUCCCUUGUCACUUCCUUCUUCAACCAAACUGCUUAUCCCGCCCUCACUUCCGUCGUCAUUGGAGGUCACUCGGCUGGAGGACUCUUCACUCAGCGUUACGCUAUGCUUAGGGAGAACGUCCCGAAUGAAGACCUGAACAUGAAGUGGUGGGUCGCCAAUGCCGGCUCUUACGUUUGGCCCGUCGACGCUCGACCGGUGCCGGAUCCAACGACUGCAACGACUUGCAAGACCGACGACGCCUCCUGCACAGUCGAUGCGGCUUGUGAUGCUAUCAAGAACGAGUGGCCCUAUGGGAUUGACGCCAACGAUUCUAGCACCAUGAACAUCUACGCACGGUCUAGGUUCGAGGCAGGUCAGAAGGAUCAGAUCCUGACCGACUACCUGAACCGAAGGUUCCUCUACUCUGUGGGACAAGAUGAUAACGGACCGGGAGAUACCCAUUGCCAGGCCCAAUACCAGGGUGACUCGCACAUUACUCGUGGGGAGAAUCUAUGGGCAGCGCUAGCCACCCUCAAUGCUCCCAACCAUCACACUGCUGUGGUGGCCAAUGCUACCCACGUGGACGAAGAGAUGUACAUUGAUCCUUCUACUCAGAUGUGGCUGUUCGUCGAUGGCCUCAAUGACGCUAGGAACACGACUGCGGUCACGAGCUCUAGCGAGAGUGGUAGCACCACUACCUCGUCGGGCAGCAAGAGUAAGAGCACGAGUAAGAGUAGUAGCAGCAGCAGUAGCAGUGGCAGCAGCAGCAGCAGUGGCGCCCAAACGGCUGCUGCUCUCAACUCGGGUCUGGCUCUUCUGGGUGCUGUGCUAUUCACUUUUGUGGCUGGCAUCUGUGUCGUCACUGGCUGAGUAUGAUGCCUCGAGGACUCAUCCCACGAGCCGACGCUGCCCCCCUCCUACUUUGCUCAACCUCCUAUCCUAUUGGACCCUUCCUGUUUUCCCCCACUUUAUGCCGGGCCUGAGACGUAAAGUCGUGCGAUCCUUGAACCAGUCAGCUCCCCUCCUUGUUGGCUCCGGUUUCGGGGAAGUCGUCACUUGCGUCUAUGGGCCUCGUCUCGCCUUGGCUCGGCUUUUUGCUGCGUUUCUUACUGUAUAUAUUGCUAUUAUUAAGAAUAUUACAAGUGGACUCUCAUUGAAUUUGAAUUUGAUAUUUCAUUGCUGUUG